Molecule: messenger RNA, 1032 nt
Organism: Mercenaria mercenaria
Lineage: Eukaryota; Metazoa; Mollusca; Bivalvia; Venerida; Veneridae
Exons: 1
Coding region: 1-1032 (343 amino acids)
Biological process (GO): DNA integration
Molecular function (GO): nucleic acid binding
Source: RefSeq, a predicted model, not a curated record
AUGCAAUUACAACCCUUCGAUAUAGAAGUGGUACAUAAGAAAGGCUCGAACAUCCCUAUAGGUGACGCUCUGUCGAGAAUUUAUGAACCGGAAACGUACCCGGAAAUGUUCGCGGAUAUGGAUGUCCAAGUACAUACCGUAAAAUCGCUCCCAAUAAGUGAAGACAGAGUAGCUAAAAUCCGUUCUGAAACUGAAACUAACGCACAGUUACAAGCUGUAAAUGGGUACAUCUUAGAAGGAUGGCCUAAUGAACGCAGCACGUGCAGUAAAGACGCGCAGGAUUAUUGGAACCAUAGGGACGAGUUAGCCGUUGAAGAUGGCAUAAUAGUUAGAGGUUCAAAAAUAGUGAUUCCGAAAUCAGAACAAUCGGAUAUGAUAAACGCAGUCCACAUGAAUCAUCCCGGUUGCCAGAAAUCGGUCGACCGUGCACGUGAUAUCCUCUUUUGGUCAGGCAUGACAAAACAAAUAAAAGAGCACGUGCUUGCAUGCCCAAUAUGCGUAAAAUAUCGUGCAGCCAAUAGCAAGGAACCGUUGUUGCCACACGAUAUUCCUGAGCUUCCAUGGCAAAAUGUCGAGUGCGAUUUGUUCACAUUUAACGACGAACAAUACAGGGUAGAUGCAUUCAGUCACCACAUCGAAAUUGACCAUUUACCGACGAUCUCAAGUAAAACCGUCAUUAGGAAGCUUAAAGUACACUUUAGCCGACUAGAUGCGCCCGUGGAAAUCAAAACAGACAACGCUAGACAAUUCACAUCGGACGAAUUUGCAAAGUUCGCCGCAGAGUGGAACUUUAAACAUGUAACUUCGAGCCCGACUAUGGCAAACUCAAACGGACUAGCAGAAUCGUCUGUUAAAAUCGCGAAACGAAUAUUAAGUAAAGCAAAAGCGGCAAAUACAGAUGUUUACCUAGCACUGCUCGAGUAUCGCAAUACAUCCCUCCAGAGUUGCAACCAUUCCCCGUCCCAACUACUAAACUCAAGACGCUUGCGAUCUGUCCUAACCAACACCAAAGAACAGCUCACCCCCAAUUAG